Molecule: messenger RNA, 1044 nt
Organism: Exaiptasia diaphana
Lineage: Eukaryota; Metazoa; Cnidaria; Anthozoa; Actiniaria; Aiptasiidae
Product: RAB6A-GEF complex partner protein 1
Exons: 10
Biological process (GO): retrograde transport, endosome to Golgi; intracellular protein transport
Cellular component (GO): Ric1-Rgp1 guanyl-nucleotide exchange factor complex; cytosol; Golgi membrane
Source: RefSeq, a predicted model, not a curated record
GUUGGACCCAGUACAUUGGUGAGCAACAAGCAAUGGAUAAUCAUUCAGAUUCCAGUGAAUUACCUGGAAAAUAACUGGCCAGUUAGGUAUGCUGCAGUUCACCAGACGGGUUCCUUUGUUGCUGUUGCUGGUAAAGCUGGUAUUGCACAUUACUCUCUUAACACGAGAAAGUGGAAACUCUUUGGGAAUAUCUCACAGGAACAAAGUAUAACAUGUCGAGGAGGUCUCGCGUGGUGGAAGGAAUUCAUCAUUGUACCUUGUUUUAAUAUUCAUUCCAGUUCUGACGAGGUUCGUUUCUAUCCUCGCCAUUCUAAUCUGGAUAAUGCAUUUGCGGUGGCCGUUAAACUUCCAGCGCCGGCAUUUCUCGUCAACGUAUUCAGAGAUUUACUGCUUGUCUAUUGCUCUGAUUGUCGAGUCGUGUUUUAUUCUAUGGAAGCGAGUAGAGCUAACAGUAGCUCAGAUGCAACUAUUUUGGUUGAUCGACUUCAGGAAUUCUCAUUGGCUAAUCACGUCCCCCACCCAUUGGCUGUGAUUCACGUGACUUUAACGUCACGCUAUUCAGAAUCUGGUAAUUUGGAUGGUUUGGAAGCUGUGGAAUCUCUGAUUGCAAACGUCGGUGGUUGGUUAUUAAUGUUACAAAAGGACAAAGCAAGCCCCGAUAAAGACAAGAGAUCGAGAAAGGCGUCUUUCUGUUUACCCGUUAUACUCGCCUCAUGUGUGGAAAAUAUAUGGACGUCGUCUACAUCGAGUUUGGAUAAAAGACAUCUCAUGGAGGCGCUGUGGCUUGGCUGUGGUGCACAGGGAAUGAAAGUCUGGUUGCCAUUGUUUCCAGGAAAUGACCAGAAACCACCAAACUUUUUGUCAAAGAGGAUCAUGCUGCCAUUUCAACUGAACAUUUAUCCAUUAGCUGUACUUUUUCAAGAUGCAGUCGUUUUAGGAGCAGCCAACGAACCUAUGCCUCUAGACUGCUUAUCACCCAACCCUGCYUCGCUCUCGCCUCAACCGUUUCCAUUCUGCACCCUUGAAAGAACWGUAAGUAUUCAA